UCGCGUUACCGUGCACCUUUCGGCUGUUAGAAGUACAUACAUUGAGAGAAAAAAUUUUAUUUUACAUAUUUUGAAAAUAUAUGGGCCACCAAAAUUUUAAAUCCAAUGUUUAAUUCACCACAAAUCAAUUUAUUUGGUAAUGGAAGUAAUUUUUUCUCUCAUGGUAUUAAUUUAUAAUUAUGAGCCGAUUGUCAGUAGUUUUUAUCGCUCAUUGGUACAUCAACCGGUGAAUUUGCCACUUGAUGAGGCGGAAUCAAGUUGGAACUCUUAACAUUUUCAUUAUCGUUGAUGAUUAUUAUCAGCCUGGAAACGCCGCGCCUCGAGAUACGAGUCAGUCGCAGCUGAGACGGGUUUGUGAAUUCUUCCUCGCUUGAGGGAAGAAGUUUCUCGGGUUCAGCAAAUUUUUCGUCAUUUCCGGAGACCUCAGUUGGUGGUGAAGGCGUAAAACAAGUUGAAUUGAGCUUGAAAAAUGAAGAAAAAUCGCCAUUUUGUCCCAGUAGUUGCCUAAAAUCGUCACCUCGUCAACUGAGUCGUCCAAAACAUAAUUCUCAUUUGAAGAUAUUUUCCUUAUUCUCGCAGUGAGUGUUGUUCAUGUAUUAAUAAUCAUUACGUAAUCAACUCCCUAUGAAAGAUGUUGAUCCAUUCAGUGGAACAAAAGAUUGGCUGAUGUGAACUUGAAAUUUAUUUGAUAAUAAUAAUCUACAGAUCGAUGAGUCGACGAUAACCAGUUGAAAAAUGUCAUGUAGAAGAAAAAUCGACUCUAAACUCUCCCUCGAUUAUACAGCGAUGGAGACAGAAGUCCGCACCCUGAAGCAGGAGCUCAGCCGUACCCGUGACGCCUUAAAAUCGGCAACAAAGCGUUGUCGUGAAUUAGUCCGGGAGCUAGACUCUCUAACGGUGUGUCACGAAUCCGAGCGAAACUUGCGGGAUCAGCAGCUCUCUAAAAUCCUCCGUGCCCUCCUAGUUCUCGAGUCACGACUACGACAGGAGCAAAAAUCAAUCAGACAGCAGUUAUGCGAGAAGGACAAUGUCAUCAAGAAUCAGCAGUUGGAGAUUGCCAAGUUGAGACGAUACACAAAGAAUUACAUAAAGAGUAAAAGGGAACAGGGAUUGUGCAAGAGCCCCUCGACACCGGAGACUAUAGAAACUCCUGGAGAUCAGGAGGCCGAUAUUACUCGCUUUGACAAUGGUCUUGGGAACGAUAUUCAGAGGUUGAAGAGAGAAAUUAUUACGAAAUUCAGUGGUGGUGAUGACGAGAUGAGGAGUUGUGUCAGGAAGACUGACAGUUUUGCGGGAAGUGAUGUCUCCAAGGAGAGCCUAACGAGCAGUGAAAAUACUGAUGGAUCCAUUGUGACAACAACCACCGAUGGAAGUCCAUCGCUAAUAAGCACUGAGGGCUUUUGCGAGGGUGAGAGCAGUGACAUCUCACCUGGCUCGACUCUCAACAAAUCCACCAGGCAAAUUCGAAACAACUCGGACAGCGACAGCGAGGGCAGAACCGUUUUGGAGAAUCUGGGGGAUGACAACGCCAUUGGGAGGAGGAGGGUGGGGGUCGUGAGGAAGGAUCCCCUGGUCAUCUUUGACAAUCAAGUAACCAAGAUGACGAGGAGCGACAGCAAGGAUGACGGCAUGGACUGUAAUUUUGUGUCUGGUGACGAAGAAGAGGGCGAACCCAUUUAUGUGAAUUCUUACAACAACAAUAACCAGAGGAAUCUCAGGGAAAAUGAAACAGAAUUCCUUGAUGACAGCCAUAAUAAUAAUAAUAAUAAUAACAAUACCAAUAAUAAUGGACUAUCGAAAAUAGACUCUGGUGAGAAGCUCCCGGAGGAAACCAGCGGCAACUGGUACAGCGAUCCCGACGAGGAUCGAAUUGCAGACGACAUAAUUCGUCACAACACCUAUCGCCCCAACAGCAAUCACAAUUCCGUUCUGGAGUGCGUGAACCAGAUUCUCCUCCGGGACAUGGAGGAUGAGGAGACAAUUCUCUCGGUCUCACGAAAGUUCAAACACCGUGGAAGAAUCGUGAGUUUUCAACCGGCCCGUUUAUCGGACAUUGAGUCCGUUGGUUCGGAAAUGGAGCGGAGAAAUUCCGAGGAGGGGACCCCCGAGAAAGACCUCGAGGCUUGCUCCGAGGAUGAAUACGGUAUGAAGAUUCCCCACUCAAGCCACCUUAUUCCUUCUGGGAGUGCCACUGAAUCGAGUCCAGAGGACGAGCUCGACGAGAACUCGUCGACCCGAGCAAUUCCCAUCGUAAUAAUCGAGCCGAACCUGUCGACAACUCCUAGAAAUCCCUCGGCCUCCCCAGAGCUCUCCUUAAAAUCGAGAUCCUCCCCCUCUCCUAUCCUACGACUCGAGAGGAUCGAGGAGAAAACCUGUCUCUCAAUGUCCUCGAAGGGUCUCACAAUAGCCAAGAACCUGGAUUACGAGGACAUCGAGUCCCUCCCCGAGGUCAUCUCCCCUCCUCCCAAGACACCCCCGGCCCUCCCACCGAAGCCCCAGUUCAAGAACAAUACGUUGAUCCUGAAGAAAAUCCCCAGUCCUUCGUUCCUGAUCGACGAGACUCGUAAGAAGCAUCCCCAGGGAAGUGAGACCCCAGCCUACGUCAAGAGGAUCUUCGGGAUCACUGGGACUCCGACGAAGCCUCCAAUCCCAACUGCGAGGAGUCUGAACUUCAAGGAAACCCCUCGAAAGUCGAACGUCGAUAAUGGAAAUGUGAAACCAGGUGGAAAGGCGGUGAACAACGACGAGAGUGACCCUCCCAGAGUGACGAACAUCGUCAAGCAUUUCGAGGAGUUUAAAAUCGGCGAGAGUGACAAGACUAAGGAGACUGCAAAGGGAAAACCUGUGGAACUGGAGGAGAUGGACAUCAGGCAGAAUUUCGAGGAGUUUAAUUUGGAUGAGUGCGACCUGUCGGACGAUCCUGACAGGCCUGAGGGGGACGGCUCAGAGAGACUGACUAAUGGAGUCUUCAGUCGGCAGGAGAGUGUCAAGGAUAAUAACAAUGGAGACAGUGGAAAUUCCAAUGGAAUUUACGAUCACUUCCUCGAGGCCACGGGACUCAGCACCAAGUCCAUUUUGACGCCUUCGAGGCUGCUCAGCAAUCACAAGAGUAUGCUGAAGCCGAAGGAUGUCAAGUACAAGAGCAAGAUCAAGGCGACUGGGGGAAUGGAGAAGAGUGGAAAUCAGACGCAGGUCAGGCACUGGACGGGACCUUUUGUAUGAUGACUGGUGGCGUCGGUGUUUGGAAGUCCACCGACGAGUCCCAAGAGGUUCAGGGAGAAGAGGUUGAGAGCGUGGGAGGAUUAACUCAAAGUGCUGGCACGAGAGGAGUCUUUGGGGGGCACUUUCUUCCAGGGGGGAACGAGCCACAGAAAAUAUUUUUAAAAAAAUAUUACCAACUCCCUGCAACUGCAAGAUAUCCAGAAAACAUUGAAGACUGAGUGAAAUUAACUCAUCUCGUUCCACCACACAAUUAAAAAAUCAAUUACUUUUCCCCUUUCCCAGAAGCAUUAGCGGUUAUUUCGCAACUCUCAGUGUUUGAAUUACCGCAUAGUAUUAUACAAUAAUGAACAACGUGAAAAGAUCUUUAUGAAAGUAUUGUAAUUAAAUAAACCCUGUUUUUUCUAUUGUAAAUUUCACAUUGUAUUGUUAUAAAUAUGAAGGGAGGAUGAAAUAAGGAAUAAGAGACGUUUGAAAAAAGAAA
Messenger RNA from Diachasma alloeum, 3703 nucleotides. RefSeq lists its product as uncharacterized. Bases 736 to 3222 code for a protein of 828 amino acids. The record is from RefSeq and is a predicted model, not a curated record. The transcript is spliced from 4 exons. NCBI's taxonomy places the organism in Eukaryota, Metazoa, Arthropoda, Insecta, Hymenoptera, Braconidae.